This is a messenger RNA of Magnolia sinica, 1339 nucleotides long. RefSeq names its product protein RNA-directed DNA methylation 3-like. Gene Ontology annotation, molecular function: mRNA binding. Gene Ontology annotation, cellular component: DSIF complex. The record is from RefSeq and is a predicted model, not a curated record. The transcript has 4 exons. Gene Ontology annotation, biological process: transcription elongation by RNA polymerase II; regulation of transcription by RNA polymerase II; regulation of DNA-templated transcription elongation. The coding region runs from base 649 to 1179 and encodes 176 amino acids. Lineage: Eukaryota; Viridiplantae; Streptophyta; Magnoliopsida; Magnoliales; Magnoliaceae.
UUCCCAGAGGUGGGACUUUAUUUUAUUCUUCAAAUUCGCAGCUACAAUUGGCUGUAAUAUGCUACAGCCCAUUUUAUAUUCUACAGGGAGAAUCUCAUGUUUUGUUGUCAUCAUGUGCCCAAGCAAUGGACCAGCUUGAAUAGUCUUUAACUGUUUCCUAAUUAGCACGUGUUGUUCUCAAUGGUUGUUGCUUGCCACAAUGAAGUGGUCAAUAAUUUGCUGCCAAUAAAUCACUUCUAAAUCACUUCGCCAGCAUUAUAUCCAUCCCUGGAAUAUGGUUUUCUUGAUUGUAACUAAAUAAAGGAAAGUUUAUUGAAGUUCAUUAGGACUGCCAUGUCAAUGCAAUACAUGUGUAUGUUAUACAUGUACACUUGCAUAGUGUUUUGUACAUGGUUGAUUCUCUUUACACAGUAGGUUUACUUUGUGGUUUGUAACACUCACUUGUAUUUUCUGUUAACAUCCAAUGAAGUUCUUUUGAAGUCAGAGAAUUAAAUGUUGCUGAUUUAAUAUUGCAGUGUGCAAGUGUCCAGCUUUCUGUGCUCAUACCAUCUGCCAGUAAAGAGGCAAUCAACCUCGUCUCGGUAAGUAUACCAGUUGAAGUAGUUUUCUCUCUGCUGACAAUGGCUUGGACUUUUAAGUAGGAUUUGAAUGCUUGAUUUCCGAAUGGAUGCACCUUAUCCACCAAAAAAAAAGAAGAGAGAAAAGAUAACUAGUUGUGCUUAUUCUUGCAUGAUCCGUGGAUAUGUCAUAUGUAUAGUCACUUUGCUCAUGGGACCCCAGCAAGAGGCCAACGGCUGUAGAGGCCCUCCAACAUUCAAAUGCAUGGUUGGACAUGAGAUGCAGGUAGCAUUCUGCCUCAUCCAGAAGUAUGUUGAUAUGCAAUCUAUUGGAGCUAAAUUACAGAUAAUAUCUGCAUUUUCUGUUGAGCAUGUGAAAGGUUAUAUUUAUAUUGAAGCUGAUAGGGAACGUGAUGUCGUUGAGGUAUGUAAAGGGCUUCGUAGUAUAUAUUCUAGUAGAGUGGUGCUGGUUCCCAAAAAUGAAGUUCUCUAUCUGCUUUCUCUUCAAAUCAAAUCAAGGGAAGUUUCUAAGGGCACAUGGGUCCGCGUGAAGUAUUGGAAAUACAAAGGGGACCUUGCACAGGUUGUGGCUGUUGAUGAUGCACGGAAGAGGCCACCGUAAAGCUGAUUCCAAGGAUCGAUCUCCAAGCCAUGGCACAAAAAUAUAUAUGUAAUUUCUUUCUUCCAGAAAAUUUAUGUGGCAGUGAUUUUGGAAUUGUGAAGCAACUACUGUUGGUUGCAUGCUAUUGUUUUCUAACCAACAUUCUGUUUUGACUUUUGUU